AAACAGGCCAUCCAUUUCCUAUUUCACUACGAGUGGCCGGAGAUCACUGAAUCAUGGACAUCACCACAAUCACCUGAAGCUGCAGAAUGAUUUCCUUGUAGACGAUACUUUACUCCGUACACAGCUUCCUCACUCUUCCAAACGCCGCUCGUUCCAUUGCCUCCUCCAAGAAAUCAUAUUACUCCAGUUCUUGAUCUUGUCGACUUGGCCAAAUCACGGCACAUCCAUCAAGCAGUAAUUUUGUUUUUGUUCAAGACACUUGUUGUGCCCACAGCGCUGCGCCACUACCGUCCACCGGUCAUUCGUGCCUCCCGCUCUUCUAAUCAGUCUGGGAGCUCUCAUGGCGACCUGAACCUUCCUCUCGAAAACACCGUCCUGUCCUGCGCUGCACGGUCCUGCCUUCUUGUUGUGAUUUUUCUCUGGCUGCGCUCAGAGGCCGCAGGAGCCAUACACAACAGACAACAUGGGUCGGCUUCGGAAUUUCUCCCAGAGCUUGAAAGCAGCUGCCCUCGGAAACCUUUCCAAUGACUCGGUGCAGUCUUUCUCGAGAUCCUCCUCCAACGGCCAUACGCAGACACAGAUAGUCGACAAAGAUUCGCCUGUUCCGUCCCCAGAACUAAACUCGUCGCCCUUCGCAGACAACCCCCGAGCGAACCAACGAGGUGACCGGGGAACCUCUCGACCGACUUCUAUGAUAUACUCACCACCGUCGAUAGAAUUGGCAAGAGACAUGCACAUUGAAGAGCUGAUACCGGUUUUCAGCUUCUUAUCUAGUCACAACAACAAACUCUACCAAGAAGGCUAUUUUCUCAAACUGAAUGAUCUGGAUACACGUAUAUACUCGACUGUACUUGUUUUUCCGACAAUGCUAACGUGACCGCAGAUGGCCGGCCAUACUCCGAUCGUAACUGGACAGAAUGCUUUGCUCAGUUGGUGGGCACGGUUCUUUCACUUUGGGACGCUGCUGCAUUGGAUGCGGCUGGUCAAGAUGGAGAGGUUGCUCCCACCUUCAUCAAUUUGGCGGACGCUUCGAUAAAGAUGAUCGAGACUCUCCCUACUCGAAAUCCUAACGUUGCUCCUCUUCAAAACGUCCUCUCCAUCUCUACCGCAGGCAAAAAUCGAUACCUUCUACACUUCAACUCGUUGCAUUCCUUGACACAAUGGACAGCGGGAAUUCGACUGGCCAUGUUCGAACACUCGUCGCUACAGGAACUUUACACAGGUUCUCUGAUCGCUGGCAAAGGAAAAUAUUUGAAUAACAUCCGGACCAUCAUGGAAAGAACGAGGUUCCGAUCAGAAGACUGGGCACGUGUCAGGUUUGGAGCUGGCACUCCAUGGAGACGAUGCUGGUGUGUGAUAGAGCCUCCGGAUGAGAAGGAGUGGCAAAAGUCCAACAAGUCACUGAAAAAGAAGUCGGCAUACGAGAGGCCAUCCUUGCCGAAGGGACAGAUCAAAUUCUACGACACAAAGAAAACCAAAAAGGCUACACCGAUAGCCACCAUUACCGACGCAUAUUCUGCGUAUGCCAUUUAUCCCCAAGCAAAGUCGCUGAUUGAACAGUCAACUCUGGUCAAGGUCGAAGGACGAAUCACGAUUCAUUCGCAGCCAGAAUCGAAGACCGAAGGCUUUGUCUUUGUAAUGCCAGAGCUCCAUCCAGCGGUGUCUGGUUUCGAAAUGUUGCUGCGCUGGCUCUUUCCUGUAUACGACAUUUUCCAUCUUUACGGCCGCCCACAGCGAUUGAUAGCUGACACAUGGGAUACUCGGGGUUUGAUGUUUGCCAUGCCGAAAGAGCGAAGAUAUGGAUACCUCGACAUUAUUGAUGUCGCAGCAUUGAUUCAUACCCAAGGCAGUGACAGAUGGAGCGAACGGGAAUGGCGCAAACAGUUGAAGGAAUCCACUUCCCGUCGGAUGGCCAUGACUGCACAGAGUCGAUCGAGCACGACGCUGGAUGGAAGACCUGGAGGUAGAACUGUUUCAGAAUCCAGACAAGGCGUACACUAUGACGAUGGCGCGUCGAUACGGUCGACGCCUUCUCGGCAUCAACAUAACCAAUCGACCGACAUGGUCUUUGUCUCGCCGCAAAAAGUGUCUACUGCACCAGCCAACGGUCCGUAUUUGACUCCUGGACAAAGUCAUCACUCAAGAUCUGUGUCCGAGUCGGUCACAUACAUGUCACCAACCAAAGCUCGCCGACAGAAGGAGAAUCUCCCGCCGUCAAGGCUGUCCACUGAGCUAUCUGAUGCAGAGCCUAUCCAGCCUGCGCCAGUGCCUCCAAAUCACCGCAAUGGCGCUUACAAGAGCAACGUGAUGAUUACAGAAGCCGCUUCUCCUGACAGUCAAUACAGUUCAGACAGCGAGGGACAGGCGCCACAGACAAAUCCAGAGGACGUUGAAGCCGAUGUCGGACAGUCAAUACCUCCAGCUCCUGUCGUGGCGCCUCCAAGCUUUCAACACCAGGCUGGCGAUGUUCCUCAAAAGAGACCAGAUACGAGGCCAGACCUGAGGCGAGAGAAAAGCCGCAUGAGCAAUGCCACAUUGUCUCAGAUUGCUGACGUGAACAAAGCUGCCAAUGGUGGGGCGGCGGGGCGCACUGCAAAUAUGGCGUGGAACACCGGAAGACAGGCGGAUGAGGAUCAGGGGUAUCCGUAUCGAGGGGUAAAUCCAACACCCCAUGAUGAAAGAGAAAUGUCUGCUAAUCAACUUCCCCCUCAAGCGAUGGUAGCAGAUGAUGGUGCUUUUACUCAAAGCCCAGCUGAUGUAAGACCAGAAUAUUCACAGUUCCCUUCUGACCAUCCGAAACCCAAACAAAAGCCCAUUGUCCGAAAACCGGUCCCGACAUCAGCAUCGACUCUUCGUCCUCCGCCCGUACGAGCGCCAUCACCCGACGGUAUGUCCAAAUAUUCAGUAUCAAGCUACGAGAAUGAAACUCCUGGCACUCCUGAUUAUGACAGUCCUUACGAAGACCCCAAUCCUUCAGUCCUGCCGCCAAGAAGGACUGGUGUAUUGAAGACCGUUGGCGAUCCGACUCUUGGAAACUCCCGUUCUCAGAUUACAGAUCCUGUCAAGGCAGAUAUCCCGACUGUCGACUUCGGCACCACGUUCACUCCAAUGUUGACGCCAGGACAGAAUCGACCUGCAACAGCGAGUGGAAUGCUUGAUCAGCCAUCGACGUCUCACCGCUCUCAAACAGCUCCUGUGACACCACAGAACAUGUCACCUGAUGAUGAGAAGAGAGCUUCUUUGGACCGUAGUUUAAGUGGACGACCACAACAUUCUCGAUCACCAAGCUACGCAUGGCAUCCAGGGACGGCGGCAGGCCGACAAAGCCCCGGUGGCGGCUUGACCCCCGAAGAGUUUGUUCAAUUGAGGGCUGCAGCUGCUCGAGUCCCGAACGGCUAUAUACCUCAUCGUAGCGUAUCAUACAGCCAGAUCGAACGAUCUCCGAGUAAACUACAGAAAAGACGAGACGCCGCGGCGCGCCCAAGUUCAAGGAAUUCGCUUCUCGUGGACUAUUCGUCGCACUUGUCAGCCAGAGAACAAGAACAUGUCGCUAGGAUGACCGGUGGCCCUCUAGUUCAAAUUGGAGAAAGGAGCAAGACGCCUGAUCCGUCGAUCGGUCUAAUUGGUGCUAUUGAAGCUCGCGAACAGGAAAGACGCAACAUGAAACAAGGCGCUGCUGGUCAUAUGGUCAAGGAAGCUAUUGCACAAAGACAAGCCGCUGAGCGAACCUACGGUUACCAACAAUACCCAACAUAUGAGCAUAUUGUUGACCCACGGACAAGUGGUCAGUGGGGUUAUCCAAUAUCACCAGGAACUCCCGGGUACUCCUCGUCAUCAUUGCCGACGCAGCAGCAAUGGACAAGUCAGCAGAUGUAUCAACCUCAACCAGCACCUCAGUCGGAGUAUCUGCAGCGCCGACCGAGUCAAAUGAACAAUUCGAGACUGAGCGGGUAUUGUUCGACACCUAGUGGUUUUCAUGAUGGACAAUAAACAUGCAUGCAUUAAUGAUGUGAACUUACUUUUAACAACAACACUGCAAAGCGGUCGGUGGGAGGCAUUUCUUCAUACUGGAGUUUAUGAUAUAGAGUCAUGGCAACGAUCAUGGUGCAUUAGCGUUGGCGCGAAGUGCUUGUACAUAUUGCUAAGUAAACAAGGUCGGCCGAGAUUCAUUACGAAAGACAAUUGAUAUGAACACAGAGUUUAAUGAUUACCAUUGGGAGAGGCGAAUGUCUUGAGAUCCCUCUUCGUUUUUCUCAUGGACACUGAGCCAUGCUGACAUGCUCAUCAACAUCGAACCUGAUAUCUUC
Molecule: messenger RNA, 4307 nt
Organism: Exophiala oligosperma
Lineage: Eukaryota; Fungi; Ascomycota; Eurotiomycetes; Chaetothyriales; Herpotrichiellaceae
Exons: 4
Coding region: 1039-3990 (983 amino acids)
Source: RefSeq, a predicted model, not a curated record